Zingiber officinale is the source of this 1917-nucleotide messenger RNA. Its product is annotated as LON peptidase N-terminal domain and RING finger protein 1-like. The record is from RefSeq and is a predicted model, not a curated record. The coding region runs from base 228 to 1664 and encodes 478 amino acids. Lineage: Eukaryota; Viridiplantae; Streptophyta; Magnoliopsida; Zingiberales; Zingiberaceae. The transcript is spliced from 18 exons. Gene Ontology annotation, molecular function: protein binding.
AUUACCGAUCGGCCAUGAAUUCCACGAAAUCGAAGAAAAUACUUCUACUUUAAUUCUCAUUCUUGUGGUGGCGGAGCGUACUAUGGUGUAGGAGAAGCAGCGAACCACGUCGCCUCGCUUGUGUCCGCGCGUUCGUACCAGCGACACCAAACCUCCUCUCUAUCUCCUCCAUCCCUAAUCCCUCCCUCUUCCAUCCGGCCUUCCUCUCUCGCUCUUUCUCCCAUUCUAUGGCGGAUCCCUCCUCCCAGGACGUCGAUGAGUUCGUCUGGGUCGACGAGGCGGAGAUGGGCAUCCCGCUGGAGAAGUUCUCCGAGGUGUUCAAUCUCUUGCGACGGGGGAACCGUGCCUUCCGGGAGAAGAGAUUCGAGGAGGCAAUUUCAUAUUACUCCAAAGCUCUUCCUUUGAAACCUCAAGACCCUGUUAUUCUUGGCAAUCGAAGUGCUGCUUUCUGCAGGACCAGUCAACUUCUUAAGGAUCGAUCGGCGCGUGAUUCUGAAUAUCAACCCCUGAAUGGGCUUGAUCCUACUACUCAUGCUGAGCUUGCACUAAAGGAUGCUGAAAAAGUUAUUCGUGUCCACUGUACCUCACCAAAGGCAUAUUUCUUAAAGGCAAAUGCUCUUGUUCUGCUUGAACAGUAUGAAGAGGCGCGAGAAACCAUUCUUUCUGGCCUUCAAAUUGAUCCUCUGAGCAAUCUCCUCCAGACAUACCUCCAGGAGAUAGAUAGGGUCGUGGCUGGUUCAGUUAAAAGGGUUAAACACUGGAAGCCAGAACGUACAGAUGACUUAGAAUGCACAUUAUGUUUCAAAUUACUGUAUGAACCUGUCACCACUCCAUGUGGGCAUUCAUUUUGCCGCUCUUGCCUGCAUCAGUCUAUGGACCAUGGCAACAAGUGUCCUAUGUGUCGGAGAGUUUUAUUCAUCAGCCCUAGAACCUAUCCUAUCAGUGUGACACUCAAUAACAUCAUACAGAAAAGUUUUCCAGAAGAAUAUGCUGAGAGGAAGUCUGAGCAAGAAAGUUUGACUCACUUAGGAGUUGAUAUAAUGCCUCUUUUUGUCAUGGAUGUUGUCCUCCCAUGUCAAAAGAUAUCACUUAACAUAUUUGAACCUCGCUACAGACUUAUGGUUAGGAGGAUCAUGGAAGGGAAUCGUCGAAUGGGAAUGGUUGCUGUUGAUCCUGCAACAGGCUCAAUUGCUGAUUUUGCUUGUGAAGUAGAAAUUCUUGAGUGUGAACCACUCCCAGAUGGUCGGUUUUAUCUGGAGGUAGAAGGACAAAGGCGAUUCCGUAUCCUACGAUCGUGGGAUCAAGAUGGGUAUCGUGUUGCCGAAGUUGAAUGGAUUUGGGAUACUCUUCCACCAAAAGAUUCCCAAGAGAAGGAGGAUUUAAUGCAAAUGACUAUUGAAGCAGCAGAAUUGACAAAAGCAUGGUUCAAGCGUGCAAGAGAAUCCAUGAGAAUAGGUAGAAGAUCAAGGCAAUUGGAACAUUUUGAAGCUGAGGGAGUGCCGAAGCUAGAUAAUCCUGAACGUUUCAGUUUCUGGCUUAUCAACUUGUUAAAUAUAAGGCCAUCAGAGAGAUUGGAGCUUUUGCGGCUACAAGAUACCAGCAAAAGGAUUUCCCAUGGGCUCAUCUCCCUCCAGGCUGAAGAGCAAGGUUGUCGAGUCCAAUAGAUUGAUCGAAUUUUGUCUAGUUCUGCAUUUCUUUACAUAAAUGCUUUGACAAGUGCUGUUAUCUCAACAGAAAAAGCGGGAAAAAUUCCUAGAGGAGCCUGAAUACACAACUUGAUGUCGUUGCGAUCAUACUUUAUAGCAUAAUUUUUUCUAUUUACAAAUAUGUAGAUCACAAUUCGUCUUGCCUAGAUGUGUUAAGGUUUAAUUUGGAUUUAUUGUGGCCUAUAAAUAAAUUGGAAAGUACAAUGAAUUA